Molecule: messenger RNA, 1159 nt
Organism: Trametes versicolor FP-101664 SS1
Lineage: Eukaryota; Fungi; Basidiomycota; Agaricomycetes; Polyporales; Polyporaceae
Exons: 3
Coding region: 21-1094 (357 amino acids)
Biological process (GO): ribosomal small subunit assembly; rRNA processing
Cellular component (GO): CURI complex; UTP-C complex
Molecular function (GO): nucleic acid binding
Source: RefSeq, a predicted model, not a curated record
CGCGAGCACUCGGCGACAACAUGGGCUCGUCUUCAUCACCCAAAAAAGCACCGCGUGCGAGCACGGCUUCGACCUCCGCGGGCUCGUCUUCUGCAUUACCCGCAUCCGUCUCUGGCUUCACGGUCCUUCCGAUUAUCUACGCUUCCUCGGCCACACAUAUCCUCUAUGCGCGCGCGCACUCUGCCCCGAAACACAGUGAUGCGAAGGGGAAGCAAAAAGAACGGGCGGCGGCCUUGCCAGAGGGCCGCACCCUGUUCCUCGUCAACGUACCGCCUGACGCGACCGAGCGCGAGCUGACGGUACUGUUCAAGCCGUGCGGAACAGUGGAGAGGGUAGUUUUCAGCACUGGCGGCGGCAGUGCACCGCAUGAAGAGGAGAUGCUGGAGGACGAGAGUGAGAGUGAAGACGAAGAUGCGCAGGAGGGCGCCGCCGGAUCGGAGGACGAGGACGAAGAAGACGCAGAGUCAAGACCAAAGAAAAAGCGCAAAGUCGCUGAGCCGCAAGCCCCGCGCGUUGUGCCUCUUCCCUCUCCUCCCAUACGAACCCUACGACGCACCGGUCACACUGCCUACGUCGUCUUCCUGGACAGCUCCUCUCUUGCUCGCGCACUCAAGCCCCCGCAAAAGCCGUAUGCGUGGCCAGUAGACAAGGUGGCUCCCUUGGGCCUUGAGCACUACACUUCGCUAUACUCGGCUCUGCGGCCACCACUUGACGUCGUUCGUGCGCACGCGGACUCGUGGAUGGAGGCGUUCGAAUACGAACAGGCGAAGAAGAAGCACGAAAGCAAGUACAACAAGGGCGAAGCCAUCGUCGACGAGGACGGCUUCACCCUAGUCACGCGCGGGGGUGCGUACGGCAAGACCUUGGGAGGCGGCGUCGGCGUCGCGAGCAAGCGGUUCCACGAGGACCAAUCGGGAGCCGGCAGCAAGCGGCGGAGGAAGGACAAGAAGGAGACAAAGGAGAAGGAUGCAUUCUACGCCUUCCAGAUUCACGAGAAGAAGCGGAAACAUAUCAUCGACUUGAAGACGCGCUUCCAAGAGGACACGGCGAAGAUCGAGAAGCUGAAGGAGAGACGGAAGUUCAACCCUUAUUAAACUAUGCAGCAACGGUGUAUGCGUGUAGACUCUCACAGUGCUUUAAUAAUACGGUGCAGCGUGGU